Molecule: messenger RNA, 1734 nt
Organism: Oenanthe melanoleuca
Lineage: Eukaryota; Metazoa; Chordata; Aves; Passeriformes; Muscicapidae
Product: AP-3 complex subunit delta-1-like
Biological process (GO): Golgi to vacuole transport; synaptic vesicle budding from endosome; synaptic vesicle membrane organization
Cellular component (GO): endosome membrane; membrane coat; presynaptic endosome
Source: RefSeq, a predicted model, not a curated record
GCCCUCAGCUGACCGGCCGCCAUUUUGUCGGUGCCGGAUCCCCAGCGUUGCCCGGAGCUGCGCCUGCGGCCGGGGUCUCCCGUGCCCGCUCGUUCGCCAGGGCAGCUCCGCCCGUGCCCUCCCGCUCCCCUCGGCAUGUGAGCGCCCCGGCACCGCUGCUCUCACCCGGCUCGAGCGGCACCAGCACCGCGGCGGCCCCCCCGGCCGGGCCCGGCCCCUCAGCCCGGCGCAGGCCCCGCCGCCGCCGCCGCCAUGGCGCUGAAGAUGGUGAAGGGCAGCAUCGACCGUAUGUUUGACAAGAACCUGCAGGACCUGGUGCGCGGGAUCCGCAAUCACAAGGAGGAUGAGGCAAAAUACAUCUCGCAGUGCAUCGAUGAGAUCAAGCAGGAGCUGAAGCAGGACAACAUCGCAGUGAAGGCAAAUGCAGUCUGCAAACUGACCUAUUUGCAGAUGCUGGGCUAUGACAUCAGUUGGGCUGCUUUCAACAUUAUUGAAGUUAUGAGUGCUUCCAAGUUCACGUUCAAGCGCAUUGGUUACCUGGCUGCCUCCCAGUGCUUUCAUGAAGGGACUGAUGUCAUUAUGUUGACAACUAAUCAGAUCCGAAAGGAUCUGAGUAGCCCUAACCAGUAUGAUACUGGAGUUGCACUGACUGGCUUGUCCUGUUUUGUUACUCCAGAUCUUGCCAGGGACUUGGCAAAUGACAUCAUGACAUUGAUGUCUCACACAAAGCCUUACAUCAGGAAGAAGGCAGUGUUAAUCAUGUACAAAGUUUUUUUGAAGUACCCAGAGUCCCUCCGUCCUGCAUUUCCUCGCCUUAAAGAGAAACUUGAAGACCCAGAUCCCGGUGUGCAGUCUGCUGCAGUAAAUGUUAUUUGUGAGCUGGCUCGACGCAAUCCCAAAAAUUACCUUUCCCUUGCUCCGCUCUUCUUCAAGUUGAUGACGUCGUCAACCAAUAAUUGGGUUCUCAUUAAAAUUAUAAAACUGUUUGGUGCUCUUACUCCCUUAGAACCAAGACUGGGAAAGAAACUGAUUGAGCCCCUGACCAACCUCAUCCACAGCACCUCAGCCAUGUCUCUCUUAUAUGAUGUGAACACAGUAAUAGCAGUUCUGAUCUCUCUGUCCUCGGGGAUGCCCAACCACAGCGCCAGUAUCCAGCUUUGUGUGCAGAAGUUGAGGAUAUUGAUAGAAGAUUCUGACCAGAACUUGAAGUACCUGGGACUGUUAGCUAUGUCCAAAAUCCUGAAAACACACCCCAAGUCAGUUCAGUCUCACAAGGAUCUCAUUCUCCAGUGUUUGGAUGACAAAGAUGAGUCCAUCCGGCUCAGAGCUUUAGAUCUCCUCUAUGGCAUGGUCUCCAAGAAGAACUUGAUGGAGAUUGUGAAGAAACUGAUGAUUCACGUGGAUAAAGCCGAAGGGACGACGUACCGAGACGAGCUGCUGACCAAGAUCAUAGACAUCUGCAGCCAGUCCAAUUACCAAUACAUCACCAACUUUGAAUGGUACAUCAGCAUCCUGGUGGAGCUGACGCGGCUGGAGGGCACGCGGCACGGGCACCUGAUCGCGGCGCAGAUGCUGGACGUGGCCAUCAGGGUGAAGGCCAUCCGCCGCUUCGCGGUGUCGCAGAUGGCCACGCUGCUGGACAACGCGCACCUGAUCGCCAGCAACGCCCAGCGCAACGGCAUCUGCGAGGUGCUGUACGCCGCCGCCUGGAUCUGCGGGGAGUUCUCCGAGUGA